GAAGGCUAGUGUAAGUGUUUACUUCAGUGUAGCCCUUUCGAGACUGAGGGAGCUUUGGUGCUGGUAGUCAAGCGGUUCUCGUCUGCAGUUGAAGUCUUCCCCGUUCAUUCCUUUUUGCUUUUGAUAUUCCUUUUAUUUUGUAGUAAUUUGUAAGGACCACGUUUUAAAUACAAAAUAGCCAUGGACAGCAUCAAGAAGAAGAUGAUCGCCAUGAAAAUGGAGAAGGAGAACGCCCAGGAUAGGGCAGAGCAGCUGGAGCAGCAGCUAAGGGAUACAGAAGAGCAGAAAGCGAAGAUAGAGGAAGAUCUCACAACACUGCAGAAAAAGCACUCCAACUUAGAGAAUGAGUUCGACAUCGUCAACGAAAAGUACCAGGAUUGCCAGGCCAAGUACGAGGAGGCAGAGAAAAAGGCUUCCGAGUCAGAACAAGAGAUCCAGAGUUUGAACAGGAGGAUCCAGCUUCUGGAGGAAGACAUGGAGCGGUCAGAAGAGAGACUCCAGACCGCCACAGAAAAGUUGGAGGAAGCUUCCAAAGCCGCAGACGAGAGCGAAAGAGGUCGCAGGACCCUAGAGAGCAGGAGCAGAACAGAUGAAAAUAGAAUGGAUGAUAUGGAAAGCAAACUGCGACAACUGACAGAAGUCGCGGAGCAGGCUGAGAGCCGUUACACUGAGGCUGCACGAAAAUUAUGUGUACUUGAAGGAGAAUUAGAAAGAGCAGAAGAACGUUAUGAAUUAGCAGAAAGCAAAGUUAAGACAUUAGACGACGAAUUGCAUGCAGCCACUAAUAGCCUUAAAGCUUUAGAAAUUUCUGAUGAAAAGGCUUCACAAAGAGAAGACAGCUAUGAAGAAACCAUUAGAGAUCUUACUCAGAGGCUGAAGGAUAGCCAGAAUCGAGCUGAGAUCGCGGAGAGACAGGUAUACACUCUCCAGCUAGAAAACGAUAGACUGUCAGAUGACUUAGAACAGGAAAGAAAACAAAAACAAGAACUCCAGGCGGAAAUGGAGGCCACACUUCAGGAUCUCAAUAAUUUGUAGAACCAGGGCUAUUUUUAGAUGAUCUACACAAUUUUUGUACAGAUGAACUGCUUGCAGAAAAGGAGAGAUACAAGGCUAUUAGUGACGAGUUGGAUCAGACCUUCGCCGAGCUCGCAGGAUAUUAAUUUUUCCUCUCUUCCCUUCACCUCUGUCACAGGCCAACACACGAGACGGAAAGACUUUUUCAUGGCUGGCACACGGUCACUGUUGUAAAUGAACAUUUAUUAUAUUUCAUCUGUAUAAUGGUGUUAGAGAUUUAUUUAAAAUGUGGACGGAGAUUUUUCUUUAUGACUGAUCAAAUGUAUUUCAUGAAGUGUUCUCGUGAACAAACUUUCUAAAUUAAAAAAAAUAUUAUAAAACUAAUGAGGGUGGACUUAGAUCUUUCUUUAUAUCAUCAAUUCUUGUUUCUGUAUGUUGUAUGUUCAAAUGAUAGGCAUGUUAAAACAAACUAGGUUACUAAAUCAGAUAAUAUAUAUUUAUAUAUGUUUAUAUGUGAUACAUAUUUAUAUUGUUCUGUAUAUAGAACGAUUCAUUUUUUCGAAUCUGCAUUGAACUGCCAGACAUAGGGUUGCCAGUCUUAGGGCCAUAUCUCUCCUGCGCUCUAGUAACCUGGUUUCGUUUUAACAUUUGGCUGUGGGGAAUUUUGUUCGGUCAGUGGUGGAAAUUUUGGGGCCAUCCGAAUGGCAACAUUUAAUGGUGACUUCCAAAUGCAUAUCGAGCCAAAUUCAGGGGAAAUGCAUUAAAAUUUAAAUAAAUAAGACUUCCCAUCCACCAUAGGCAUGGCAAUAUCCAGCUUUUGAUUCGUUUCUGACGGCCAUUUUGAUGCUAAAAUUUCCACACCUGUCUACAACUGUAUAUAUAUAUAUCCUUGUACACUUUGUAAACAUUAUGUACGCCAGUGAAGGUUUACCAUUGUACAAGGUACAUCAUUAUUUCCAAUUAUAGAUGUAUGUGACAAAGAUUUGUCAUUUCCUUAAUUUCUAUCUUCUAUAAAUUUUAUAUGAAAUUUGUUUAUCUUUUUAUCGUAUUACACAAUUGUUAUAUUUUUACAUAGGACUCUGUAGUUUGUACUAAUAACAUGAAUUUUGUUUACCAGUAGACAGGGGAGACCACUCUCCGCUGGUCACGUGAUAUUCGCUUUCUCUACUGCUUGAGUCUUUUUGUCCCUGGAUAUUGCCUUAACCGAAAUAAACUGUACUUGCUUACCUGA
This is a messenger RNA of Saccostrea cuccullata (small rock oyster), 2245 nucleotides long. RefSeq names its product tropomyosin. Gene Ontology annotation, cellular component: actin filament. The record is from RefSeq and is a predicted model, not a curated record. Bases 181 to 1035 code for a protein of 284 amino acids. Gene Ontology annotation, molecular function: actin filament binding. Lineage: Eukaryota; Metazoa; Mollusca; Bivalvia; Ostreida; Ostreidae. The transcript has 10 exons. Gene Ontology annotation, biological process: muscle contraction; actin filament organization.